AUGGAGGGCAAACCAGUUUUCAAUGAUGAGUCGGCGGUUGAUCCCGAGAAGAGGGACGCUGCCGGUAUACCAAAAGGAAAUGGCGAUGGCCAUGAUGUCAAGAUUGGUGAUGACCAAGAAUACAACAAGUUAUCAUUCUGGACGCGAAUGGGAUGUACUGCAGAGUCGUUCAAGCGCAGAAGUACUAGCGACAAACACAACCAGCUCAACCAAACUCUACGCUCUCGCCACAUGCACAUGAUUGCCAUUGGUGGUUCCAUUGGCGCAGGUCUUUUCGUCGGUACUGGCUCAGCUCUCCGAAGAGGUGGCCCAGCAUCACUUCUUCUCGACUAUGGCAUUAUCGGCAUAAUGAUCUUCAAUGUUGUAUUUGCUCUCGGUGAACUCUGUAUCAUGUAUCCCAUCUCCGGCGGGUUUUACACCUUCUCGACUCGAUUCAUUGAUCCCGCGUGGGGAUUUGCCAUGGGCUGGAACUAUGUCUUUCAGUGGGCGAUCGUAUUACCUCUCGAAAUUACGGUGGCUUCGUUUACGAUAUACUUCUGGACUACAGACGUUCAUGUCGCAGUGUGGAUAACUAUCUUCUUGGUAUGCAUUAUCAUUGUGAAUGUAUUCGGCGUCCUGGGAUAUGGAGAAGAAGAGUUCUGGUCAAGCGCCCUCAAGCUGUCUGCAAUCGUGAUUUUCAUGAUCAUUGGUCUGGUCCUCGUCCUCGGAGGUGGGCCAAGUAGCGGUAUCUACGACAAGUACUGGGGUGCCAGACUCUGGUACGACCCUGGGGCUUUUCGAAAUGGCUUCAAAGGUUUCUGUUCGGUCUUCGUCACUGCCGCCUUUGCCUUCUCUGGAACCGAACUAGUCGGCUUGGCCGCAGCUGAGUCGAGAACUCCACUGAAGUCGUUGCCGUCGGCUGUCAAGCAGGUCUUUUGGCGAAUUACCUUAUUCUAUAUCCUGGCGCUACUUUUCGUUGGCCUGCUGGUCAACUCGGAAGAUGAGCGCCUCCUCGGUGCCAACCCUUAUGUCGACGCACAAGCCUCGCCGUUUGUGCUCGCCGCUCAAGACGCUGGGCUACACGGAUUUGAUUCCUUCAUGAAUGUUGUCAUUCUGGUGUCUGUCAUCUCCAUCGGUAACAGUGGCGUCUACGGCGGCAGCCGCACACUGACUGCACUUGCCGAACAAGGUUACGCUCCCAAGAUCUUCGCCUACGUGGACCGCGCCGGCCGUCCUCUCGUCUCCACUGUCACUAUCAUCGCCUUUGGUGGCUUGGCCUACCUCGGAGUCGCAGAGUCUGGUAUUGAAAUUUUCGAUUGGCUCCUGGCUCUGUCUGGUCUGGCUGCGCUGUUCACAUGGGGUUCCAUCUGUCUCGCACACAUCCGCUUCCGAAAUGCCUGGAAGUAUCAAGGCCGCUCGCUAGAUGACAUCCCCUUCAAGGCCGUCGGCGGUGUUUACGGAUCAUAUGUUGGCCUUAUCCUCAUCGUUUUGGUGUUGAUUGCACAGUUCUACGUCGCAAUCUGGCCUCCUGGAGGUGGUGUCAACGACGCCGAGGGCUUCUUUAAGUCUUACCUUGCUCUUCCGGUUGUCAUGUUCUUCUGGGCCUGUGGAUACUGCUGGAAGCGCGAGGGCUGGUUGAAACUGGGUCAGAUUGAUCUCGACUCGGGACGGAGAGAGAUUGAUUGGGAGGCUCAUCGCGCGGAGCAGGAGAGGAGAAAGAAUGCCAGUCUGCCUAUGAGAAUCGUCUACUUUAUGUUCUAG
Messenger RNA from Exophiala spinifera, 1740 nucleotides. RefSeq lists its product as uncharacterized. Gene Ontology annotation, biological process: amino acid transmembrane transport. Bases 1 to 1740 code for a protein of 579 amino acids. Gene Ontology annotation, molecular function: amino acid transmembrane transporter activity. The transcript is spliced from 4 exons. The record is from RefSeq and is a predicted model, not a curated record. Gene Ontology annotation, cellular component: membrane. Lineage: Eukaryota; Fungi; Ascomycota; Eurotiomycetes; Chaetothyriales; Herpotrichiellaceae.